AUGACAGACCCAGUCCCUAGAAGUGUAAAAUCUGUUAAAAGUAGACUCGACACGAUUAACCAGAGCGAAGAUUUUGGAAAGAGACCCGCUAAUGUAUCGAAAGUUCAAUCUCAUUUCUUGGUCCCAUCUGACAAGUUGGAUAAAGUCACCAGAAGGGUCAUUGCCCCGUACGCGCAAAUAGAAAGGAAAGGACUAAAAGAGGAAGAAGUUAAGGAAGGGACUUAUCUGGAUAUAAAUCGGUUUAAUGUCUUUUUGGAAGACACCGUUGACCUUGAAUCUUUGUUAUAUGAAACUGCGAAUGUUUUAAAAACGAUCACCAACAGCUCAGGUGUAUUUUUAUACAUCGUAAACAAACUGAAGAACGAAAUUGUAUUAAUGACUCAAAAUACAAAGAACCCAGAGCGGCACGAAGUUAACAUACCGAUUGAGGAAGGAAAGAUAAUAGCUGCUCACGUAGCAGCCACCAAGACCUACCUUCACGUAGAGGAUGUACAGCGAGAUCGACGGUUCUCUGAAGGUCUUAAAUGGAUAGACGCUAAAGUGGCGCUGUGUAUGCCCGUCGUCAAACCUGAUGGAGACUGCUACGCUGUUCUUGAACUGUAUAGGAACUAUCCUGAAGCUUACGAUCAUAACAUAGUGUACACAGUUAUAAGUGUGUCAUGCUGGGCGGGCGCGGCCGUGCAUCAAGCGCAGGAAAGAGUCACCUUACAACGAACUGCUCAUCUUAAUCAGGAAUUACGAGCGUUGCUUCACAACUACUUCUGCGACCUGGCGUCGCUCGACACCAUGUUGACUGAUAUGCUGGCAGUUAUAAAAUCUUUCGUUGGAGCAAUGCGCAGUAGUUUCUUUAUAAUAGAUAAAGAAAAUGUUAGCGGGAACUUGCUAGCGGACAUGUGGGAUGACGGCUGGGGAACGGAGCGAUCAACGAUACCCAGGAAAAAGAUGAGAGUUAAUCUGAGUCAAGAGAUGACCCCAGCCGGUCUAGUGGCAAAAACUGGUGAAUCAAUAAACGUUCGUGACGCGUACAAGGACCCACGUUUCUCUAAGGAGAUCGAUCCCACUACUGGGACUGUUGUCAGGUCGUGUCUGGUGGCUCCUAUUAUGGACAAAAAAGGAGUCAUUGGUGUAGUCCAACUGACAAACAAAAUAAACAGCCAACCGUUCUCAGUCGAAGACGAGGUGAUAUUCGAAGUAUUUACAAGUUACUGCUCCCUCAUCAUACACUUCAACAACAUGCAGCAACAGAAGAUAUAUCAUGAAAAUCUGAACAAAGUGUACAACGAUCUCAUGAAUCUUCAUUUGAGUCCGUGUCGCCACGACAUGGACGAAAUCAUGGAAACGAACGGAAUAAUCUUGCCGCCGAAUAAUUUUAAAAGUUAUAACUACCACAUCAGUGAAGGUAGUAAGGAAGAUAUGCCAGGGCUCGUCUGUCACAUGUUCGUGGAGACCUUCGCUGAUAAGAAGUUUGAGCGUGAGAGUCUGGCUGACUUCACCCUCACUAUCCUAAGCUGCUAUAGGAACAAUCCUUACCACAACGCCGAACACGCGUUCUGCUUUACACAUACUAUGUUCUUGAUAUUGACCAACAAUAAUGGAUACUUCGACUUUGUUGAGACGGCAGCCCUCAUGCUGUCUGGUCUAUGUCACGACUUGGACCACCCAGGGUAUAACAAUAACUUCCUGUCUCUCUGCAAACACCCCCUGGCCCUUAUGUACCGCUCGUCCAUGUUGGAGUAUCAUCAUUACUUCCUCGCAAAGAAAGUCAUCGAAGAUAAGAAAUUACUGAUCAACGUGCCAAUAGCCGACCGAGAGCGUAUAUUAGAAGAAAUGAAAUAUGAUAUCCUAUGUACAGAUCUCGCUAUAUAUUUUCAGGUCAGAGCUCAACUCACACCGCUGGUAGCUGAGUGCUGUUUCGAUUGGACAGAUAAUACUCAUCGAAGUUUACUCAAAGGAAUUUUGAUGACGACUAGUGAUCUCUCAGGAUGCUGUAAGCCAUUCGGUGUGUCGAAAGCUAUCGCCGAAUCUGUUUACGAGGAAUUCUACAAACAGGGUGAUAAAGAAAGACGUAUGGGCUACACUCCUCUCAGUAUGAUGGACCGUCGUCGCUCCAUCAACCAACCCGCGGAACAGAUCCAAUUUCUAUCAGUAGUGGUGCUACCGUGUCUGCUACUACUACAGAAUAUCUUUCCCAACACGGCACAACUCACAGAGAACUGUCGCAAGACCCAAGAAGCUUGGCACGAAGAGAUUGAGAUACGUGGUCAGAAACUUUGGAGACAAGAUGAUUCAAUCGGCAGCGCGAGCAGAACACGACUUAUGCUUAAAGCUGAUAGCGACAUCAAUUAA
Danaus chrysippus (African queen) is the source of this 2346-nucleotide messenger RNA. Lineage: Eukaryota; Metazoa; Arthropoda; Insecta; Lepidoptera; Nymphalidae. The record is from the annotation of a GenBank genome assembly.